Molecule: messenger RNA, 2196 nt
Organism: Trypanosoma conorhini
Lineage: Eukaryota; Euglenozoa; Kinetoplastea; Trypanosomatida; Trypanosomatidae
Product: inositol polyphosphate kinase-like protein
Exons: 1
Coding region: 1-2196 (731 amino acids)
Biological process (GO): inositol phosphate biosynthetic process; phosphatidylinositol phosphate biosynthetic process
Cellular component (GO): nucleus; cytoplasm
Molecular function (GO): inositol hexakisphosphate kinase activity
Source: RefSeq, a predicted model, not a curated record
AUGCGGCGCGGGUCGGAGGAGCAGGCUCAGCAGCAGCAACGGCUGGAGCAGAGGUCUGACGUGGCGAUGGGGCUUAUGCCGUUGUUUUCCGUGACGCCGAACGCCGACCCCGCCGCGGAGUGCCCGUCGUGCCUGUCGCCCGAGCUGAGCCGGCAGGGCCACUUUGCGGCGCCCGGCGACGACGAGGAGGAGGAUGACGGGUACAAGAGCUCCGACGAGGCGACGCCGCGCGACGGCCGCGCGGGCGGGGCCCUCGAUGCCAGUCUUAGCAGCAGUAGCGGCGUCCCCAGCGCCUUCGCUGAGCCCCAGUGGAGAGGCGCGCCGGGCGUCAACGACGACGACGACGACGCUGACGGCGGUAGCGAGGCGGGGCCGCGGCGGAGUGGGCACAGUACCGGCUUAGACGCACAAAACCGGUGGCCGGGCGGCAUGCUGGCGCCGCGCCUCCUGGGCGACGACGAUGACGACUACGACUACGACUACGGCUACGGUAGCACGGAGGCGACGACGCAGGGAAGGCUGAAGGCGGGGCGAACCGAUAUCGACAGCGCCACGACGACGACAACGGCGGCGGCGGUGACAGCAUUCGCCCUUGAGGGAACGAUGUUGGCGAGCGACACUCGGAGGCAGGCGGAGGGGGAGCCGGCAGGCAGCAGCAGCACGAAGGCGUCCUCGUCGUCGCGGGAGGAGCUGGCGGGCGGCGGCGGCCUUUGCGCUGACCUUCACCCGCUCCCCAAGUACAACAGCGACGGCUUCGCUGAGCCCGCGGAGCAGCCGCAGCCGCAGCCGCAACUGAAGAAAAUUAAAAAGAAAUGGGCUCGCCUGUUCCACCCGGAGGAGGCUGAGAAGAAAGCGGGCGGGAGCGGGGAGGUGCGUCGCCGGCGCGUCGUGAACGCUCCCCCGACGACGGCGUCGGGCGUUUUGGGCGCCGGUGGGAGCGGGGCGACGACGGUGCGGGUCGAUAACGCCCUGGAGCCCGCCGCCGAGCCCGCGGGCUCCGUCGGCGGCCACCACCUGGCCAUCGUGGAGGACGGGGUGUUUAUGAAGGAGUCCUGCUCGCCGCGGGAGGAGCGCUUCUAUGAGAUGUUGAGGCCCGUGCAGGAGUACGUCGGGCGCCAUCGAGAACUGCUGGACGCGUACUACUCCCUUUCCUCCUCCUCAGCCUCUUCCUCCGCCUCCUCCUCCGCCUCCUCCGCUGCUUCUUCCGUCUCCGCCCCGAGCGGCGCGGGGGAGCGGCGCGGGAACGGCAGGGAAGACGAGGGCGGCCAACGCCUGGGGCGGGAGCCGGCUGUGCCGGCGCACUGGGAGUGGUGGUGGCGCCGCCGCCGCCGCUCCGACACCGCGGCGCUCGGAGGACGCGGCACCGGGGAUAGGAGCCUGCGUGACACGAGCACGGCGCUGGCGGCGGUCAGCGCGGGACGGCACUGGGAUGUGCUCAUCCCGCUCGUCCCAUUUACUCCGCGGUACAUCGGUCUUCGCUGCGUGCGGCUUGGGGGCGGCGGGUCUAGCAGCAAAAACGGUCUGCGGCCCUCCUCCGCUGCCAACGAGCGGGAUGAGGCGCGGGUGCAGGGAGCCUCCGGCAGGCGCGCCACCGGUCCGGCCGGGGCAGCGGCGACGGCAAACGAAAGCGGGGGGGAGUUGCGGCAGAUGAUAGUGCUGGAGAACUUGUGCUACGGCUUCAUCCACCCCUGCAUCCUCGACAUCAAGAUGGGGAGCCGCCAGUAUGGGAUGAACCCGUCCGAGGCAAAGCUGCGCAGCAAGGAGCGCAAGGCGGCACUGUCGACCUCGAUGCAGCACGGGGUGCGGCUGGCGGGGAUGAAGCGGUGGUGCCCCGACACGCAGCAGUACGAGACGCGGUCGAAGGUGGCGGGGCGGCACCUCUCGCUCGAGGAGCUGCGGGAGACGAUCGCGCGCUUCAUGCAGUGUAGCAGGCGCCUCCGGCACAAGUUCCGCAGGCAGGUGCGGCGGCUGCGAUCGGCCUUCCUGCGGCAGGCCGUCUUUCGCUUCUUCACCUCCUCGCUGCUCUUUGUGUACGACGCCGACCGCCCGCUGCUCUCCUCGCGGAUCGUGAUGGUCGACUUCGCCUUCACCUACGAGCGGGAGGAGCUGCAGCGCGGCGGCGACCCCGAGGCGGCGUACGAGCGGGACGUGGGGUACAUCAAGGCGCUCGACACGCUGCUCGCCAUCCUCGCCUGA